AGCCGUGGCCCGCGACGCGGAUCCCGGGGUAGGUGCAGCGAGCUUGAGGGCGCGGGCAGGGGCCAUGGCCCCGGGGGGCCGCUGAGCGCGGACCGGCCCGCCCGGAGCCUCGCGGCCGCCGCCGCCACCGCCGCUGCCACCGCCGCCGCCGCCGCCGCCGCCGCCGCCCGGGAGCCCAGGCCCCGCCGCGGCGAGAGGAGGUGUCCAGAGAGCCCAGACUGCUUCCUGGGCUCUAGGCCCCUCCCACAAUGCUUGUCGCUGGAUUUCUCCUUUGGACUUUCCUACUGACCGGGGCCUGGCCAAGCACCCCCACCCAGGACCCUAUCCCGGCCACGCCCCGGGUCCGGCUCUCCUUCAAAGAGCUUAAGGCCACAGGAACCGCCCACUUCUUCAACUUCCUGCUCAACACCACUGACUACCGAAUCUUGCUCAAGGACGAGGACCAUGACCGCAUGUACGUGGGCAGCAAGGACUAUGUGCUAUCCCUGGACCUACACGACAUCAACCGCGAGCCCCUCAUUAUCCACUGGGCUGCCUCCCCACAGCGCAUUGAGGAGUGUGUGUUGUCAGGCAAAGAUGGCAAUGGAGAAUGUGGGAACUUCGUCAGGCUCAUCCAGCCCUGGAACCGAACGCACCUGUAUGUGUGUGGGACGGGCGCCUACAAUCCCAUGUGCACCUACGUGAACCGUGGCCGGCGUGCACAGGCCCCGUCAUGGACCCAGACGCAGGUGGUCAAAGGCCGAGGCAGCAGAGCCACGGAUGGUGCCAUUCGCCCAACGCCCACGGCCCCACGCCAGGAUUACAUCUUCUACCUGGAGCCUGAGAGACUCGAGUCAGGGAAGGGCAAGUGUCCAUACGACCCCAAGCUGGACACAGCCUCCGCCCUCAUCAAUGAGGAGCUCUAUGCUGGUGUGUACAUCGAUUUUAUGGGCACCGACGCAGCCAUCUUCCGCACUCUCGGAAAGCAGACGGCCAUGCGCACAGACCAGUACAACUCCCGGUGGCUCAAUGACCCUUCAUUCAUCCAUGCUGAGCUCAUCCCUGACAGUGCAGAGCGCAAUGACGACAAACUCUACUUCUUCUUCCGUGAGCGGUCAGCAGAAGCUACGCAGAGCCCCGCUGUGUACGCCCGCAUCGGACGCAUCUGCCUGAAUGAUGAUGGCGGUCACUGUUGCCUGGUCAAUAAGUGGAGCACAUUCCUGAAAGCCCGGCUUGUCUGCUCUGUGCCCGGCGAGGAUGGCAUUGAGACUCACUUCGAUGAGCUCCAGGAUGUGUUUGUCCAGCAGACCCAGGACGUGAGGAACCCAGUCAUUUACGCUGUCUUUACCUCUUCAGGCUCCGUGUUCCGAGGGUCUGCUGUAUGUGUCUACUCCAUGGCCGACAUCCGUAUGGUCUUCAAUGGGCCCUUUGCCCACAAGGAAGGCCCCAACUACCAGUGGAUGCCCUUCUCAGGAAAGAUGCCCUAUCCCCGGCCUGGCACAUGUCCUGGCGGGACCUUCACGCCAUCCAUGAAGUCCACGAAGGAUUACCCGGACGAAGUGAUCAACUUCAUGCGCAGCCACCCGCUUAUGUACCAGGCCGUGUACCCACUGCAGCGGCGCCCCUUGGUGGUCCGUACGGGGGCUCCCUACCGCCUCACCACCGUCGCUGUGGACCAGGUGGAUGCAGCCGAUGGGCGCUAUGAGGUGCUUUUCCUGGGCACAGACCGCGGGACAGUACAGAAGGUCAUCGUGUUGCCCAAGGAUGACCAGGAGGUGGAAGAACUCAUGUUGGAGGAGGUGGAGGUCUUCAAGGAGCCAGCCCCCAUUAAAACCAUGAGCAUCUCUUCCAAGAGGCAACAACUGUACGUGGCCUCGGCCGUGGGAGUCACACACCUGAGCCUGCACCGCUGCCAGGCUUACGGCGCUGCCUGUGCCGACUGCUGCCUGGCCCGGGACCCGUACUGUGCCUGGGAUGGCCAGGCCUGCUCCCGGUACACAGCCUCCUCCAAGAGGCGGAGCCGCCGUCAGGAUGUCCGGCACGGGAACCCCAUCAGACAGUGCCGUGGGUUUAACUCCAAUGCCAACAAGAAUGCCGUGGAGUCUGUGCAGUAUGGCGUGGCGGGCAGCGCCGCCUUCCUUGAGUGCCAGCCCCGCUCACCCCAAGCUACGGUGAAGUGGCUGUUCCAGCGAGACCCCAGUGACCGGCGCCGGGAGAUCCGUGCAGAGGACCGCUUCCUGCGCACAGAGCAGGGCUUAUUGCUUCGUGCCCUGCAGCUCGGUGAUCGCGGCCUCUACUCCUGUACGGCCACCGAGAACAACUUCAAGCACGUCGUCACGCGGGUGCAGCUGCAUGUCCUGGGCCGCGAUGCCGUCCACGCUGCCCUCUUCCCCCCCCUGGCCGUGAGCGCCCCUCCACCCCCCGGCGCAUUCCCCCCGACACCUCCGUAUCAGGAGCUGGCCCAGCUGCUAGCCCAGCCAGAAGUGGGCCUUAUCCAUCAGUACUGCCAGGGUUACUGGCGUCACGUGCCCCCGAGCCCCAGGGAGGCUCCGGGGGCCCCUAGGCCUCCCGAACUCCAGGACCAGAAAAAACCUCGGAAUCGACGGCAUCACCCGCCAGACACUUGAGGCCAACUGCCUGAGCCCCGCAUCGGGCCAGCCUAGCCCUCAUCCCUUUUAAUAUAAAAGAUAUAUAUAUAUAUAUAAAUAUAAAUAUAAAAAAAUCUAUAUUCUAUACAUACCCUGCCCCUGCAAAGACAGUAUUUAUUGGUGGGUUGUAUAUAGCCUGCCUCAGUGGCACCAUCAUCCAGAACUUAGACCCAUUGUGGGUCAAAGACAGCAAAGAACUGAGCCCACCCAAUCAGGCCCAGCAAGUUGGCAGAGGCCCGGCCAGCACCCGCCUCCUGCAAGUCCUCAGACUCCGCCGGAAGUCUGCACGCACCACCGCCAUUGCCCCGACCUGCAGGACACACGGAGGUUGUGGGCCCCCCUGCUCGCAGGGGACUCGAACUGCACACCUUCGCUGAUGUGUGUGUGUCACCGGCUGUGCUGUGGCUUAGGCACAGAUAACCAAGACUGCUUGGGAGUCUGGGGGUGGGGGCUCAGGGCACCCAGAGAAGGGAAGAAGGGGGGGCUGUCCUAGGAUGCUGACCCCUGCCUGGGUCGAGGCUUCGGCCAUGGCCAGUCCUUCCCAGGUAUUUAUUCUCUAUUUAUUGGAGACAGGAGGAGAGGCGCCCUGCCCAGGUGGGGCAGGGCCUUCCGCUCCUGUCCCCUGCCUCACUCUACCUCCUUAGCUUUCCUGUGCCACUUUAACUCAGUGACGGGGAGAACGGCAGUGGGGCCCCAUGCAGGCAGGACUGAAGGGAGCCCUCGGCUCUGAGGGGAGACAGGCCACGGUGCAAGCCUGGGCCUGCAUGCUCCCCCCCUUUCCACCCCCCCCCCAGGGCUCCUUCUACCCACGCUUCGAGUGAUGGGCACAAAAGCUCUGGGAAGAGUUGGGUAGAUGGGUGGGGGCUCCCGGCAGCCCUCUGCUGCCCAGGCCACGGGUGUCCUUGGGUUCCAUCUUGCUAAUAAACACUGGCUCUGGGACUAGA
Molecule: messenger RNA, 3571 nt
Organism: Perognathus longimembris pacificus (Pacific pocket mouse)
Lineage: Eukaryota; Metazoa; Chordata; Mammalia; Rodentia; Heteromyidae
Gene: Sema3f
Product: semaphorin 3F
Exons: 19
Coding region: 249-2606 (785 amino acids)
Biological process (GO): semaphorin-plexin signaling pathway; axon guidance; negative regulation of axon extension involved in axon guidance
Molecular function (GO): chemorepellent activity; semaphorin receptor binding
Source: RefSeq, a predicted model, not a curated record